Eutrema salsugineum is the source of this 1333-nucleotide messenger RNA. RefSeq names its product secretory carrier-associated membrane protein 2. The record is from RefSeq and is a predicted model, not a curated record. Bases 10 to 816 code for a protein of 268 amino acids. The transcript is spliced from 11 exons. Gene Ontology annotation, cellular component: recycling endosome membrane; trans-Golgi network membrane. Lineage: Eukaryota; Viridiplantae; Streptophyta; Magnoliopsida; Brassicales; Brassicaceae. Gene Ontology annotation, biological process: protein transport.
AUCUCAAACAUGGCACGACACGAUCCUAAUCCAUUUGCUGAUGAAGAGAUCAAUCCUUUCGCGAACCAUACAAGUGUUCCUCCUGCAAGCAACUCCUAUCUCAAACCGCUUCCACCGGAACCUUAUGAUCGUGGUGCAACAGUCGAUAUCCCUUUGGAUUCCGGCAAGGAUCUUCGAGCUAAAGAGAUGGAACUCCAAGCGAAGGAGAACGAAUUGAAGCGGAAAGAGCAGGAGCUUAAAAGAAGAGAAGAUGCAAUAGCGCGAUCUGGAGUUGUCAUUGAGGAGAAGAAUUGGCCCGAGUUUUUCCCUCUAAUUCAUCACGACAUUCCAAAUGAGAUUCCGAUUCAUUUACAGAAGAUCCAAUACGUCGCAUUCACCACAUUAUUAGGUUUAGUAGGAUGUCUAUUGUGGAAUAUUGUGGCAGUAACUGUAGCUUGGAUCAAAGGAGAAGGUCCCACUAUAUGGCUUCUCUCAAUCAUCUACUUCAUUGCUGGGGUCCCUGGUGCUUACAUCUUAUGGUACCGUCCUCUCUACCGAGCUACGAGAACUGAUAGUGCCCUGAAGUUUGGAACCUUUUUCUUGUUUUACGUGUUUCACAUUGCAUUCUGCGGCUUUGCUGCAGUUGCUCCACCAGUCAUCUUUCAAGGAAAGUCUCUCACAGGUUUCUUGCCAGCACUUGAGCUUCUAACUAGUAAUGUUGCGGUCGGGAUACUGUAUUUCAUUGGGGCGGGGUUCUUCUGCAUCGAAACACUUCUCAAUAUCUGGGUUAUUCAGGUUUCUGAACUUGUUUUACUCCAGAAUUUAUCAACACUGUAAAUCACUUCAAUCUGUCUAUUUUUCCUAACCCAUGAAGUGCAUUACUCAAUUUUCAGCAAGUAUAUGCAUACUUCCGAGGGAGUGGCAAAGCUGCAGAGAUGAAGCGCGAAGCUACAAAAUCGACCUUAAUGCGUGCAUUAUGAAGACAACACUUAUCACUGGAAAAUGUAUCAGUGGUGGCUUGAAGUCAAAUCUUGAAUCCUUCACACAACAUUUGACAAAAAUCCCUUUUCUCUGAAAAGUCGUCUAGGCCGGAAAUUUUUUGUUGUUGAAUUACUUUGUAAAGACUUAAUCGAGCAAAGGCAAUACUGUGUGGUUUAAAUUUGUCAAAACUCAUUUCUUCAUGAAUGCUAAGGCAAGAUCCCUCGGUACCUGCUGUGUGAAUUUUCUUUUGCAGGUUCACCGAUCAGAUCAGUAAGAACUGCUUCAAUGUUCAUAUGAACAUCCUCCCGAUCAGUCCUCCGUUCAAAUUCAUCUGCUUCGAUCUGUCUCUCGAUAUCAUCAAGUCCUGUUAAAA